AUUUUCGUUAACGUCAUACCGUUCUAACAAAAAACUUAACUGUAAGCAUAACCCCCAUCCAGAGGUCACCCACGAUACGGUAUCGGACCGAAACACAACAAUGGCCGGAGUGAAUUUCCGUUUGUCACAUUUCCACAUCUCUCGCAUUCACCAUUCUGGCGAUGAUAAUUUAAAUAAGUUUGAGGGAGUGAAGAAUAGCUUUCGUACACGUCAAUGUCCAAACAUGUUCUGACUCCAAAACUUAUAAAAAGCACGUAACAUUCGAGUGUCCGAGGUCAGUAACCUAGAAUCGUUCUGCUUUGACGCAUCGCGAGAUUAGAGAAGUUGCUGUCGGAGUAGUGAAAGUGAUUGAUAAAAAACAACAUCAGAAACGGAAGGAUAGUGAAAGUGAAAUGAAUAAGCCUAAUCUGUACUGCCGGGCUAACGGUGUGCAGCGAAGAGAUGCUGAAGAGAUUCUGGAUGAGUUUGGGCAUCUGAUGAGGUGGGAAAAAGACGGCAAAGGGUCAUUGUUGGACAUCGGUUGUGGCAGCGGUGAUGUGCUGAUGGAUUUCGUGGUGCCUCGGUUUUCGUCCGACCUGGUGCGUGUUGUUGGCACCGAUGUUUCGGAGCACAUGGUUCGGUUUGCGAGAAAAAUUCAUGGCGACAGAAAAAACGUUUCCUUCGACAGGCUGGACAUUGGUGGAGAUUUGAAACAUUUUGUGAACAAAUGGGGAAGGUUCGACCAUAUAACUUCGUUCUACUGUCUGCACUGGAUAAGACAGCAACGUGUGGCUUUCGGGAAUGUCUACUCUCUGCUAAAACCGGGCGGCGAUUGUCUGCUGGUAUUUCUGGCUCAGAAUCCAAUAUUCGACAUCUACGAUCAGCUGUCGCGGUCCGCGAAAUGGGCCAAAUACAUGACGGAUGUGGAGUUAUACAUCUCUCCCUUUCAGUACUGCGAAAAUCCCGCUGGUGAACUUGAAGAACUUCUGUCCUCGGUCGGGUUUACUGAGUACAAAAUUCAGAUCAAGGAAAAAAUCUACGUAUACGAGGGCAUCGAUAAUUUGAAGAAGGCCGUCAAAGCAGUGAAUCCGUUUAGCGAGCGAAUGCCGAUGGAAUUACAGGAGGACUUUCUGGACGAUUACAUAGGUGUGGUGAGAAGAAUGUCCCUGAGCCAAAACUGCGGUGAAGAUGAGGACGAUUGCAGAUUUAUUACGCCAUAUAAAUUGGUAGUUGUGUAUGCAACUAGAUAGAAUUAUGAUGCCAUGUGUUCAAUAACGAGUAGUGUACGUAAUUUUGUAAAUCUGUUUCUUUUAAUAUGCUAUGCCGAAAUACGGUCUUGUUACUCGAGAUUUAUU
Toxorhynchites rutilus septentrionalis is the source of this 1334-nucleotide messenger RNA. It is a transcript of the gene jhamt, whose product is annotated as juvenile hormone acid O-methyltransferase. NCBI's taxonomy places the organism in Eukaryota, Metazoa, Arthropoda, Insecta, Diptera, Culicidae. The record is from RefSeq and is a predicted model, not a curated record. Bases 393 to 1229 code for a protein of 278 amino acids. The transcript is spliced from 3 exons.